AUGGAUACCGAAAGAUUAGAACUAGCGGAAGACAUCGCACAGACUGGACACGAGAUCAAUUGGAAGGCAACAGGAAGGAAAGCUCCAUACGGUGACAACACAAAGAAGCGGAAGAUUAUGAAGGCCAUUGACAUCCUUCGGGAGAAAAAUCUAAUGCACAGGAGAUUGGAGAAAGGUAGAGUUAGCGAUAACUUUGCCUACUGCCUAAGCAAACAUUGGGAAAACAAAAAAAGAGCAAGAUCAGCAAAAAGAGACGCUUGGAUCAAGGAUAUACCGCCAACCGGAGGAAAAAGGAUCGCUAUGAAGAAGGUUGGGGGCAAGGGUUUUCGGUAG
Molecule: messenger RNA, 333 nt
Organism: Protopolystoma xenopodis
Lineage: Eukaryota; Metazoa; Platyhelminthes; Monogenea; Polystomatidea; Polystomatidae
Source: the annotation of a GenBank genome assembly